Molecule: messenger RNA, 861 nt
Organism: Penicillium atrosanguineum
Lineage: Eukaryota; Fungi; Ascomycota; Eurotiomycetes; Eurotiales; Aspergillaceae
Product: ankyrin repeat domain-containing protein
Exons: 1
Coding region: 1-861 (286 amino acids)
Molecular function (GO): protein binding
Source: RefSeq, a predicted model, not a curated record
AUGGGCUCGGAUCAGUCCUUAAGUCCGGAGACUGAUUUUUCCAACGCCUUUGUUUAUGCGUGCCAUACCGGUGAACUGUCAAGGGUCCAGGAACUCCUCGCUAGCGGGCGAGUAACUGCCGAGGAUCUCGAUCGGGGACUCGGGGCCGCAACUAGACAGGCGCAAGCAGAGAUCGUGGCUACCCUCUUCGAUGCCGGUGCCAGCGUGUCAGACUGGGCGAUGGGCGCUCUCCACGGUAUGUCGAAGCAGGACCUGCCUGUGAUACGACUCUUCCUCGAUCAUGGUCUUGAUCCAAACGCUAUGCACUCUAAUGGCGAGCUUAUCCUAAGGUAUAUCUUGGCCGUUCCCGUCACUGUUCUAGUUUUAAGACUUAUCUUAGAUCAUAGCUCUAUGUUAGAUCCUACCUGUGCUCGCGAAUUACUCUCACGGGGGGCGGACCCUAACCGGGUUGGCGUGCGGGGCGUAUCUCAUCUCACUGGCGCUAUUGUUGCUAGCGAAGAUACGUCUCUGGUCGAACUGCUUCUUGAAUAUGGUGCCAAACUUGAACAGGAUCUCCUCUUUGAUGCACUACGUCCACGCGGACGCCAACCGCAGCUUAUGACGUCGUUUUUGCUGGAUAAGGGCCUCGAUCCUAACCAAUUCAAUGCUGACUGGGGCACUCCACUACACUUUGCGGUCCGAACUGGUAAGCCAAAUAUCGUUAAAUUACUACUGGACGCGGGUGCAGACCCCACGGCGCGAUCUGCAGGCAAGCGCUACCAUGGCGAACCCCCUUCAGCGGCCGCUCAGCAUCAGCAAAAUCCUGAGAUCAAAGAACAGCUACUAGAUCUCCUCCGGUCUAAACAGUUGCAGGAUACAUGA